CUUGUUACGUAAAUUACUAUUAUAAGUAUUUAAGCUGGGAUUUGAAUUAUCCGCAGACCGCAAUUAUAAUUUGAAUACCUAGAUGCGAACUGACAGUGACAGACCACUGCAUCGAAGUUAAAAUUACGAAUGAUCUAAUAAGAGUAAUAAUUUUGGUAAAAAGAGGGCGUGUUCUAAAAAAUACAAAACACAAGUGCUAUUAUCAAUUCUUAUUUAUUUAAGGUAAAACUUUUGCUUCAUUUCAAAAGAGGUCAAAACAUGUUGCCUGAAGAAUUCAUAACGAAAUUUCAUCAACUGGAAGGGGUAACUUUGAAGGAAAAAAAGAAAUCUCUGCAUAAUUUACUGCAGAUUUUAAAGAAUGCAUCAUCAGAUACUAUCGAUUUGAUUUUGCAGGAAUUGAAACCUACAUCAUACCUCGAAGAAACAUUCAAAAUUGAAAUUCUAUUGAUUUUCAAACGUUCUAAUGACCUCAUAAACAUACUAAAGGAUGGAAAUGAAAUUGAAGCCAGUAAAAUUAUCAAACAAUCUUGGUUUAUAAAAGAACUGGUUAAAACAUUUACUCCAGAUAGGUUUGUUCAAGAUCUAUUUCCUCAUUUAUCUCUCUCUAUAAGAACAAAAAUUCUCAAGAAAAUACUAGUUUACAUCAAAGAUGAAGAAUUAAUUAAAAAUUUAUUUGAAACAUUAUGUUCUGCAUAUGGUUGGCAAGUUUCUUCAAUACUGUUGACUGGUUGUCCUGAUGAAAAAAUUAAGGAAAUGCUAGAAAAAAAUCUUUGCUGGCUCUCUUCGUCACAAUUGAAGUUACUUUUAGAUAAAAAUCCAUCUUUGGUCACAUUUUAUUUUGAAAUGAUGAAACAAGAGGAAUCGUAUCUGGACAACUAUAAAUGGCGUUCCUUUUUCGAUUACAUUGUAACGAAAGAUCCUAUUUUUUUUGAUGAAUUUGGAAAAAAAUUCAAUAUAUACAAAAGAAAUUUUGGUAGACAAACUACAAAAAAAUUUCUCUUGAUAAAAAAAGAUGAAAUUAUGGCUGAUCCAAAUAAAUAUAUUUCUUUUUUGAGGAAUGAUGCUCUUGUAAGAAAAUUAGGUGAUAACUUUCCUGAAUUCUAUAAGAAAGCCUUACCUAAGGACUUAUAUGAAUUUCAAUAUUGUAAUGCAAAGUCUUUAAUGAAAUAUUAUCGUAAAAGCAAGCAAUAUCAAUUAUAUUUUAAUGCUUUUCAAGAAAUCUACAAAAAAAGUCUUUGGGAAAACUCAGACUAUAUGGAUGAAAGACUUAUUGAACUAAUACCGGACAAAGAGGAAAGAGUAAACUGGUUGAAAAAGUUUGAAAAGAGGUCAAAUUAUGAGAAGUAUACAGAUGGAGCAAUGAUGGCAAGAUGCGCGAUGAAAUGCUCUACUAUGGAAUUUGAUGAAGAAGAUUAUAUGCUUGGAGAUGAAAAUGGAAUUGCUGAGAGAAAAACUGUUUUCAAUACAUUGAUAACAACUUGCAAAUUAAACAAAGAUUAUGAUACUCUAGUGAACAUCCUCAAAUCUUUUUGUCAAAGACAUAGAAAUAGUGAUGUUAGCAUACUUUAUAAUUUCUUACGUUGUUUAUAUGAUGAGUUAGAGAUGAAGAAACUUACUGGAGAACAUUGGAAAUACAUAAAUGAGAUCAUUACUGUACAGUUAUUCAAAAAACAAAAAAUGUUCUAUCCAAUUUUUAUGGAGUACAUAAGGUUUCUUCGAUCACAAAACCAACCUAUAGAUGAAUUGGUUUUAACUCUUUUGAAAGAAAUACCACAGAAGCUAGUGGAUUUCAAGUAUAAUGAUGAUAGUUUUGAGAAAUCCAUGCUUGAAUUAUACAUAAAAUAUUAUCCCCAAGUAACUGAUGAUAAAAAACUCAACUUAAUUGUUCAAAUUAUAUUAAGUGUGAUGAAUUGGAAUAAGAAACACCCAAACAAUCCAAUUUCACUUCAUGAUCAACAGAAUAUUUUGAGCGUUUUCUCAGUUCUGAAAGACAAAGAAAAAUUAGAUAAAUCACUAUCAAAAGCUUUUAAAUAUUUAGUUUGUAGACAAAAAGAAGGUCAAGAGUCAUCAAUUCUAGAUGAAGUUUACUGGCACAAUUUCAAAAACCUAAAAGAUACUUCUAUCACAAAAUGGUUCCUCAAGUAUAAACCUGAGAUUUUGAAGAAUAAUUUAAAUAAAGUUGGAAUCAUGCUGGAAAAUAAGGACAUAAACUUAGUACAUAAUUUGAAGAAAUAUGAACAUAUUGAAAUCCCAAAUGAUAUAACAAAACUAUGUUUAAAAGAAUUAGAGGAUGCAGAACCCUCAAAAAGAGAACGUGUAAUUAAAAUAUUGGUAUAUUUUAUGCCAUCUCGAGAUUUCCAAAAGUUUUUUCAACAAUAUAUUCCAAAGACUGAUAGAGUGGAUACAGCUGGAGGAAGUGAAGAUAUCAGAAAAUCUUAUGAAAUUCAAUGUGCUUUAGCCAAAUAUCUAAAGAACAGGAUACAUCUAGAUCAAAACCUGCAAGAUCUACUGAAAUAUUGCCGUGGAGAUGUAUUACCUUCUGCAUUACCCUCAGUCUACAGUAGUUUCUGUAGAAUUCCAGAAAAACUCUUAUAUCCGGCCUUAGAAGAAUUGGGUACUAAGGCUGUUUCUACGAGAAAGCACUCCAUAUUUCUCACAAGUCUGAUAUGUCCAAUAGAUAAAGUUAUGAUGAAAUACAACCAGGUUGAACAGUUAGAGAAAAAUGUGUCUGUAAGACAACAUAUGUUUCUGAGUUGUUACAAGUAUUAUUUGAGAAAUAACAUUGAAAAGUGUUGGCCAUUAUUAAGUGAAUAUAUUGGACAGCUUAAAAAAGAACAAAAGGAUAUACUGAAGCUAAUUACAAAUGUUCAUAAAGUUCCAAUAAAACAUCGAGCUGUGUUUACUGAAUGUGUUUGGGAAAAACUUUGUAAAGUUAAAAAAGAUGGAGUUAAAAUGGAUGAUAAUAUGGCAUCACUAUUAUCAAAUUUGAAUCCAAGUGAUAUCAAACUAUUACGUGAAGAAUUUGCUAUGAGCAUCAUUGAAAAUUAUCUAUUUGACUUAGAUGACUGUUCUAUGAAUGAUACAGUAUUUAAUUUCACAAAUUAUUUUUUGUUAUUCUCUGGAAAUACAGAGAAAAAAGUAAAGUUUAUAUUUGAAUGCAUACAUAAACUCAAGGAAAUGUUUUGGAAUGAUGAUGAAAAAAAAAUCAAUAUACUGAAAAUAAUAAGUAAGUUCUGUUUCAAUAUAUUCAAAAAAAUGCUGAAGAGGGAUACAAACGGGUUGAAAUAUGAUGAAAAUCUUCCUAAGAUAUUCUCUGCUGCCUGGAAAAGAGAAUUCACAAUUGAAGAAACAUUUGAAGAGCAUAUCUUUCUGGACUUUAUUGUUAUUCAUACAGCUUCGGAUAGUAACUCAGAUUCACUUCCUAAAGAAAUGAGUGAAUAUUUCUCUUCUACUCUUGAGAAAUAUGGAAAUUUGAUUAUUGGAAAUUUUAAAUAUUUCUUAACGUUCUUCCUCAGCUUAAUCUAUAAAGAUGAUGAUCAUGAUUUACAGGUUCUAAAAUUUUUGGAUAAUUUUCUAGAUUUCAAAGAUUCUCCAGAACAUUGUGCCUUAGUUAUUGAUCUUUUGCCAAAUGAAAACCAUAAGGAGGAUGUUCAAGAAGCCUAUAAAAAGUUACUUAAGAAACUCUUUGAAAAAGAUCAAAUUAUUAAAAUUUGCUUGUAUGGAAAACUUAAAGAAAAUUCUAUUGGUUAUUAUUAACAUAUUACUAUGCAUAUAUCCAUAUUUUGAUAUACUCCUAGAAGCUACAGAAGUACAGUUAUUUGUAUGUGAGCAUGCACAUAUUUUUACUUGAAGUAUAGUAUAGAUACUUUUACAAUAUAUUUAUCUAUAUAAAACAAAUUGUUCAAAUAAUAUAAUAUAUGCUUGAAUUUUUGAA
Harmonia axyridis is the source of this 3934-nucleotide messenger RNA. RefSeq lists its product as uncharacterized. Lineage: Eukaryota; Metazoa; Arthropoda; Insecta; Coleoptera; Coccinellidae. Bases 259 to 3756 code for a protein of 1165 amino acids. The transcript is spliced from 2 exons. The record is from RefSeq and is a predicted model, not a curated record.